Molecule: messenger RNA, 621 nt
Organism: Gossypium arboreum
Lineage: Eukaryota; Viridiplantae; Streptophyta; Magnoliopsida; Malvales; Malvaceae
Product: protein DMP10
Exons: 1
Coding region: 1-621 (206 amino acids)
Biological process (GO): endomembrane system organization
Source: RefSeq, a predicted model, not a curated record
AUGGCAAUCACCAAAGCUUCUCCGAAAUCUGCCCACAAGGCACUGCCGCUCUCAGCCAACCUCUCGAACCUACUUCCUACCGGCACCGUCUUUGCAUUCGAAGCCAUUAUACCUUCAUUCUCCAACAAUGGAAGAUGUGAAAUGGCUCAUAAAUACAUCACUUUAGGUGCCAUUAUUUUAUGUUCACUCGCUUGCUUCUUAUCUUCUUUCACUGACAGUUUCAUAGGUAGCGAUGGCAAGCUUUAUUAUGGAAUUGCCACCAUCAGUGGACUUUGGGUUUUCAACGGUGAACUGGAUGAUGAUUUCGGUUUGGACGACCCAAGAGAAGCCGAGGAAAUAUUAAGGAAAUAUAGGCUUACACCCAUUGAUUUUGUUCAUGCUGCUUGUGCUUUAACAUUGUUUUUAGUCAUGGCUUUUAGUAGCUAUGAUGUUCAGCGUUGCUUUUUCCCUAGACCGGGACCUAAUGGUAAUGCAUUGAUAACAAAUCUGCCAUUAGCGGCUGGGAUUUUGGCUAGUGGAUUGUUCAUGCUUUUCCCCACCAAACGAAGAGGGGUUGGGUAUGCUGACAAGCCCGAUCGUGAUGAUAUAAAACAAAAUAAUAAGAUUGAUAACUCAAAAUGA